GUAAUCUGUUUUUGGCCCAUUAGGUAAUUCAACGUCUUGUCCUCGAGUUCACUUUACCACUUCGUGGCUAACGCGUCGGUCGCGCAAUGAAACGUGCCGCUGAAAAACAACUCUCCAAGGAUGAUGUGGAAGAGGAUGUCGAGGAAACAGAAGGUCGACAAGGCUUCCAGAAAGCUGACGAGGAUACGCUGGCGACAAGAAAGAUACGCGCUCUUCCACGACGAAGUACAGUCCCUGCAAUCCCGGUGAUUGCAUCUCCAUCGACAGACAGCCCGUCUGCGCCGGUUCCUACAUCGAAGUUUGGGUCCUUUUCAGGAUUCGGAACACCGGGGAGCACACAUUCAUUCACCUUUACGCCACCAGAAUCCCCAGCGUCUGGGCUAGGUGUCUCUCCACCCCCAUCGCUUAAUCCCUCCCCGGCGCCAGCUUUUGGAAACAUGUCAUCGUUCAAGGCCCAACCAUUUGUACCUCCCGUUAUCCCCCCACCGCCAUCGAGUGCAGCGAAGACCAUCGGAUCCAUAAUUCAGAAUCCAACUUUCUCCAAACCUGCUGAGGGUUUAGGUGGCCCCAGCAGUGCCGCGCAGAAGUAUUACACAUCAUUGCGCGGCCUGAACAAGUCGUUCAUAGACGCAGUGACGAAGGCCUAUGCUGACGACCCACUCGCAGAUUGGUCGGAAACACACUUUGAAACAUACAAGAAGCAUUUACUUGUAUUAAAGACAGAAUUUGAUACUUCAGAAGCGGCGAAACAAAAAGCGAACCCCCCACCGAUAUUUUCCUCCACAUUUGGGAAACCCCAACCGGCAACGCCUGCUGGAGAACCUACGGCGAAACCCCCUUCAUCGACCCCUGCCACUACUCCCGUCGUUUUCGCUCCUCCCUCAUCUUCUGCCCCCAAAUCGAACGGUUUGACAUUCCCCUCAAGUUCGACAGCCUUCUCAGGCGCCUCAGGUUCGGACAACAAACUUCCUUUCUCAUUCUCCAAACCGGCGAAUACUGAUGCUGCAAAUGCAUCGGGGCCCUCUUUGGCCCCGUCCCCGUUCGGGAUCAAAGGCUCAUCUUCAUCACCUUUCACAUUUGGAGCCCCUUCCAAUUCCAAGGAUAACGGUGCGUCCAAGAGUGCAACACCAGGAAGCACUGCGCCUUCUAACUUCUUCGCAACGCCUCCUGCGUCAGCACCCUCAAAUUCUGGGGCGCUUAGUGCUUUCGGAGGUUUCGGAAAGCCGUCUUCUGGUAGUAUUGGUAACCCAGUCGGUUUCAACUUCGGUGCUACGCAAAAAGAUUCAGAUGACAAGUCUGGAGCUUCAGAGGACAAAACUGUAGACGACGCGGAGCAAGAAAGCUCAAAGCCUGAUGGAGAAGAAACUGUACCGCCUCCCAUGUUGUUAGCAAACAGCCCUCAUGACGAGGAAGGUGAAGGAGAAGAAGACGAAGAAACGACGUACUCCAUUAAAGCGAAGACUUAUUGGAUGAAUAAAGAAGCCGGGACGUGGCAAGACAUGGGUCAUGGUGUCAUCCGACUGAAGAAACACAAGGAAAAAGGGACGCGUCGCGUGCUUCAGCGGAACAGCAGCACCGGAAAAAUCAACCUGAAUUUCAAUAUUUACGCAGGAUUGAAACCGACAGUUGCGAACAAAGCUAUUAGAUUUGUUGGCCACGAUGAGAACGGCGUUGCUCAGAGUUACUCAGUUCGAACCAAGACCGAGGACCAGUUGCAUGCGUUAAGAGAUGCGCUAGAAAGAGAGAUUUCUUUCGUAAAGGCAAAAGAUGAAUAGACUGUAGUGUGUUCAUCUCGAUAGCACAUUUCUCUUGUACAGCGAGUUUUGCCUGCUUCCAAUCAUACACUACCUUUACACCGACAUCGCCAUAUCCUGC
This is a messenger RNA of Desarmillaria tabescens, 1875 nucleotides long. RefSeq lists its product as uncharacterized. NCBI's taxonomy places the organism in Eukaryota, Fungi, Basidiomycota, Agaricomycetes, Agaricales, Physalacriaceae. Gene Ontology annotation, cellular component: nuclear pore. The record is from RefSeq and is a predicted model, not a curated record. The coding region runs from base 87 to 1775 and encodes 562 amino acids. Gene Ontology annotation, biological process: intracellular transport. The transcript has 6 exons.